CACAUAUCCGCUGCGUGUACGAUAUAACCCACUGGCCCUUAAGCGUUGUCAACCGUCCCCAUUCCUUGCGCUUGGGCAGUUGCAUGGCUUCCGGAAAGUCGUUGACGUUAUCCCAAGAGGCUAGUGGGAAAUCAGUAUCAACGCGACUUUCAAACGAAACGAACACGAAACUAGCAACAGCGGGAAAAACUACGCCAACAGUGUAGUUCGAAAGCAAAACACAACCAUUUUCACAAUCGUUUGCAAUCGUACGCUGAAUCAUAUCAACUGUUAGAACAGAGUUCCUGUGCAAUUGAAAUCCUUCCGGAGUGGAACUCCCCUAUACAAAGGUUUAUCAGUUCGAGUAUGCUUUAUAGUAGCCGUACGGCUAAACGCAAUCCUUGCUUACCCACGUCGGUACCGUUGGGAAUCGGUCUGGUGGUUCUGUGCAGCGUUUCCUUUCUGAUCCCGUCAGUCCGAUGUCUGCCAAAGGUGUUUCGGAAUAAUGAAAUCUGCGGAGUGUAUAAUGGGCACCGAGUGUACUUUGAGCUUGGCGAUCAUGGUCAACUACAAGCGACCAAUGUGUCGGUACCUUACAUUCCACGAGCAGCAAACCAAACCGUUGUCCCCAACGUUUGCACACUCGAGCUGGUAACCUGCCCGUCCUGCAAUUUUAAAAUCUCAUUAAGUUACUCGAACUUUCCCGCCAAGUGUUCCGUGCAUAAUGAACCGCCCUGCCGGUGCGAUUAUCUCGAGUUUACUGAGCCACCGUUCGAUUCGACGGAACACACCGGUCGGCGAAACUGUGGCCAUGAUGUUGUCUACCAAACGCAAACCCGUUCGGUGUUGAUCAAGUUCAUCUACUGGAGUAACCAUACGCAUGCAUUUACCUUGGAAUAUGUCGCUGAACGAAACCGUGAAACUAUUCAAGCUAAUCCUGGUCCCGCUCCGAAUCUUACCAGCAUUAACAACUAUCUUCAUCAUCGCAUCAUUACCACGCCCUACUUCCCGUCCUACUAUCCGCGAGACUUCGGAAAGGAAUAUGUGCUCAGCUGCAAUGUCGAGGCUUGUCGGAUCAAUGUCAUCUUCAGCGAUUUUCAGCUGGCCAAAACAUCCACGAUGGAAUUCUACGACUGGAACGGGCAACGGUUGGGUACCGUUUCGGGGGCAAUAUUUCGACCUCCAGUUUUCCAGAGCACUGGACCAUCGAUGAUCAUACGGUUUUACGCAAACGGUGGUUCUGGGCUGGGGUAUCGUGCGCUGGUAUCUUUCCUGCAUGUAGCCAGCUCAUCGGACGAGUCACUCCAUCCGAAUACGAACUGUGGUGGAGUGGUUGAAAACAUUGGUGGCGCCAUUACGAUGAUGAAGAUGCUGGGCAAUGCCAAUGACACCCGGAUAUAUGACUGUGUUUGGUUGCUCAAGCCUCCGAACACGUACGCUCAUCUGAAAACGCAUCUAUCGCUAAAGGUGGACACGUUCGAGAAGCUUGGUCCACAUUCUAUGCUAACCAUCAUUCAAGGUACCACAUCGGAUGGAACGGUGCUUAGUGUGAUGAAAGCGGACACUGCGCUGGCCAAGAAAGAUCUAGUCGUUCCACUAACGUCUGGGUUUUAUGUGCAUCUGAGAGCGUCAUUUGGACACCUUUCACGAUUGGCCUUAGUCUACUCGGGUUUUAGCUAUUUGGAUUGCUACAUGGGGACCGAAUAUCUGUGUCAGAACCGUAAGUGCAUACCGAUACAGCUGCACUGCGAUGGUUUCGACCAUUGCGGUGAUGAUAGUGACGAGCCGGAAAGCUGCGUUCAGGAAUGGUCAACCGAACCGAUGGAUCGUCGCUGGUAUGCGCAUACCCCGAACUACUACUUCCCCAAGAUGGAUCGUUAUCCGGAUCUCCGUACAGCUACCAUCAUCUUCAUUGCGAGCAGCCUUGGUUUGAUCAUGCUGAUAUCGGCCCUUAUCGUGUUGCUCUAUCGUACCGGCAAUCGAGCACGUCAGCAACGGGAACUACAGAGUCAGCUGCAAACUAUUAGUGAGCUGCUAGACAGCAACAAUACCCAUGGCGCGGAGGAGCUAGACGAUCCGCCAGUGUACGAAGCGCCGCCAGACUAUGAUGAGAUCAUUAAAGUUGGCAUGGACGAGGAGAUGAAACGGAAGCGCCGUCGACGAUCGUCCUCAUCAGCUUCCGGUAGACGUAGCCGCAUGAGACGGUCGCGCAGACAAAGCAAUACGUCGGAAGUGAACAAUCCCAUCCUGGAGGUACAGCUGCCCCCGGAAUCGGAAAGCAUUCCGUCGACCAGCGGAUACUCGCUAGGAUUAGGUUCCGGUAUGGGCGAUAAUGGUCCUUCCGAUGGUGAUACCUAUGAGCGAUACUCCGAUGCGGACAUCGAUGAAGAGGAUCGCGAUCUGCGAAUGGCUAAUUGGAGCAACCUGGAGGAGAGUGGCAAUUUCUUCAUCAGCUCCCGCAUACUGGAAACUCCAGCGCCGUCUACGGGCCCGAGCCAGAGCGUCAUCGUCAGUCAUCCCACGUCCAGUCCGCCACCAACGUACGACCAAAGCAAUGCCCGGUUCUUCGCGAUGCAUAGUGCCACCCUGUCAGCGGCCAGCAUUGCGAGCAGCGGUAUGCCGAGCAGCCAUCCGGAAGACACUGUUCCGAUCACGUUCGGAGUAAACUAUCUACCCAGCGCCGUUGGUGGAUCAACGAGUGGCGUUGUUACCGUUGGAGAAUCCACCAUCCCUACUCACCUGCCAACUUCCAGCGCUAUUCCUUUUACUAUUAAUUGUGAUGUUGUGAACAGCGAUCGAAGCACCGGUAACAGUAACAGUAUUAACACCAGUACUACCAGUAAUAAUAUGCCAUCGAGUGGCAACAUCGAACCAGUUACUAGUACUAUACUUCCAACUCCCAUCUGGAACGGUUCCAAUCGUGCAGAGCGUCCGUGGCAAACCUUUGGCGGUAGCUUAGACGAACCAAGGCUGGAUCGUCAACAACAAAAUCCUGUGCCUCCGACUUCCAUGGCACGAAACACGUUCAACUCAUUGGAUAUCGAUCAGAUGCAGGAGAUUGAUGCAUAUUUAUUCGGCUAUGGGAAUGGACCAUCAGACGACCUUGGGGUCUCGACCGGUAGCAGUCAGGAAACGAUCAAUUCCAACCGAACUGUACAAUCUCAACUCACAACUUCGGCUUCGUUUGCACGAAGUUCUUGUCUGUGUGAAACGAAUAGCCCACCUAUCAACCAACCCGCAAGUACCGCCACGUCCUGUGCCCCUACCGCCGUUUCAACCAGUAGUUAUGAUAUGAUUCGCAAAUACUGUCCUGUCUGUCGGGAGCAACAUCUUGCGGAUAGGCAACAGUCAGCCCAAACACCCGCCACCACUACUCAGCCAAGCUCCCUGUACUGCUCAAACUGUAACGGACGUAUCGUAACAGUAGAGUACAUACAAAGGAUGCGAAACAGUACGCUUUCAACCAACGGUACCGAGAGUUUUCUGCAGCAACAACAGCCUCAAUCACCGGCCGGCCCAAGUACCGAUCCGACAGGAUCGAGUGCCUUGGGCAAAGUGUGUACAUGCUUUACCAAGUUCCCAUCGCAAGGUAACAUCACACGGACAGCGUCUGCUGUUGGGAUGUUACUGACAACACGCACCUUCUCGGUGGAUCAACUAGACGAUGGCGCAUUUGCGGGUGGCAGCUUUGGCAACGAUCGACGAAGUGCUCGCAGCUCGUGCAGUGCCGUAUCCAGGUUUGAUGCGUACUUCAAUGAACAUUUCGGAACGACCAACAACGAUCGAAGGGAUGAAACUUAGGCUUUUGUAGCGUAUUACCAACUAUCCUAGCAAUUACCAUAUACAAGUUAUGAGAAUCGUGAUCGAUUUAUAACAACAAAAAAUAUACCUUUAUUGAAUUAGA
Anopheles funestus (African malaria mosquito) is the source of this 3883-nucleotide messenger RNA. RefSeq lists its product as uncharacterized. NCBI's taxonomy places the organism in Eukaryota, Metazoa, Arthropoda, Insecta, Diptera, Culicidae. The record is from RefSeq and is a predicted model, not a curated record. Gene Ontology annotation, molecular function: protein binding. The transcript is spliced from 8 exons. The coding region runs from base 346 to 3780 and encodes 1144 amino acids.